This is a messenger RNA of Coffea eugenioides, 2525 nucleotides long. RefSeq names its product oligopeptide transporter 4. Bases 68 to 2311 code for a protein of 747 amino acids. Gene Ontology annotation, molecular function: oligopeptide transmembrane transporter activity. The record is from RefSeq and is a predicted model, not a curated record. The transcript has 6 exons. Gene Ontology annotation, biological process: transmembrane transport. NCBI's taxonomy places the organism in Eukaryota, Viridiplantae, Streptophyta, Magnoliopsida, Gentianales, Rubiaceae.
AAAACCCAUCCCUUCUUUCCAGUCCCGAAUCCUCCUCCUUACAUUUCUGUAGUUCGAUCUCCCACCCAUGGGAACUUUGGAGGUGGAAUCACUAAACACCACCACCACCACCACCGCCACCAACAACCACCACCAAAAAUAUGAAGACGAGGAUGACUCGCCCAUUGAAGAAGUCCGGCUAACUGUGACCAACUAUGACGACCCAACCCUACCCGUAUGGACCUUCCGGAUGUGGUUGUUGGGCCUGCUAUCAUGUGCUCUACUAUCGUUUCUCAACCAGUUCUUCUCUUACAGGACAGAGCCACUGAUUAUAUCCCAGAUUACGGUCCAAGUGGCCAGUCUGCCUAUUGGACACUUCAUGGCCGCCGUCUUACCGGAAAAAAAGUUCCGUUUACCGGGGUUUGGGCAGAGGUUGUUCUCGUUCAAUCCAGGCCCAUUUAACAUGAAGGAGCAUGUCCUCAUCACCAUCUUUGCUAAUGCUGGUGCUGCAUUUGGGAAUGGUUCAGCUUAUGCGGUUGGCAUUAUCAAUAUUAUCAUAGCCUUUUACAAGAGGAAGAUAUCCUUUUUGGCUGGUUGGCUACUCAUUAUCACCACGCAGGUAUUAGGCUAUGGGUGGGCUGGACUGCUGAGGAAAUAUGUGGUGGAGCCAGCCCACAUGUGGUGGCCCAACACCCUUGUGCAAGUUUCACUGUUCCGGGCCUUGCAUGAAAAAGAUGAGCAGCGCAUGACGAGGGCAAAAUUCUUCCUAGUUGCACUGAUCUGCAGCUUUUCUUGGUACCUGUUCCCGGGAUACCUCUUCACAACACUCUCCAGCAUCUCAUGGGUCUGUUGGGUAUUCUCCAAGUCAGUCACUGCCCAGCAAAUAGGUUCUGGUAUGAGGGGCCUUGGUAUAGGAGCAUUAACACUGGAUUGGUCUGUUGUUGCAUCCUUCCUGUUCAGCCCCCUAAUUAGUCCUUUCUUUUCCAUUGUCAACAUUCUCGUGGGGUAUGUGUUGAUACUCUACAUAGUCAUCCCCGUUGCCUACUGGGGCCUUGACUUGUACAGUGCUAAAAGAUUUCCCAUUUUCUCAUCACACUUGUUCACAGACAAAGGUCAAAAGUAUGACAUAGUAGCGAUAGUAAAUGACAACUUUGAGCUCGAUUUGAACAAGUACGAGGAGCAAGGAAGGAUACAUCUGAGCAUGUUCUUUGCUCUAACUUAUGGUUUUGGUUUUGCCACUAUCGCAUCCACUCUUACACAUGUGGGUUUCUUUUAUGGAAGGGAAAUUUAUGAAAGAUUCCGUGCUUCGUACAAAGAAAAGGAGGAUAUACACACGAGACUAAUGAGGAGAUACAAGGACAUACCUUCAUGGUGGUUUCAUGUCUUGCUCGUUAUAACGUUAUUAGUCUCGCUAAUACUCUGCAUUUUCUUGAACAAACAAGUUCAGAUGCCAUGGUGGGGUCUCCUCUUUGCUAGUGUCUUGGCCUUUGUCUUCACGCUUCCAAUCAGCAUCAUAACUGCCACCACAAACCAGACUCCUGGCCUGAACAUAAUCACAGAGUACAUAAUGGGUAUAAUAUAUCCAGGAAGACCGAUUGCCAAUGUUUGCUUUAAAGUUUAUGGUUACAUGAGCAUGGCCCAGGCAGUCUCAUUCCUCAGCGAUUUCAAGCUGGGCCACUACAUGAAGAUUCCCCCGCGAUCAAUGUUUCUAGUCCAGUUCAUAGGAACAAUUGUAGCAGGCACCAUCAACGUAUCUGUGGCGUGGUGGCUGCUGCACUCCAUUAAGAACAUCUGCCAGGAUGACCUCCUUCCACAAGAUAGUCCAUGGACAUGCCCUGGGGACCGGGUGUUCUUUGAUGCAUCUGUCAUAUGGGGUUUGGUUGGACCUAAAAGGAUUUUUGGAACUCAAGGAAACUACACUGAAAUGAAUUGGUUUUUUCUUGGAGGGGCCCUGGGACCUAUUAUAGUUUGGCUCUUCCACAAGGCAUUUCCAAAGCAGUCUUGGAUUCCUCUAAUUAACCUCCCAGUCCUUUUGGGAGCAACAGGUGCCAUGCCCCCAGCAACACCAUUAAAUUACAAUGCCUGGAUCAUAGUCGGAACCAUUUUCAACUUUUUUGUCUUCCGUUACCGAAAGCAGUGGUGGCAAAGGUACAAUUACAUUCUUUCAGCAGCUCUGGAUGCUGGUGUAGCUUUCAUGGCUGUGCUGCUAUACUUCACAGUGGGAAUGGAGAAUAGAGAAGUUACUUGGUGGGGUACAAAGGGGGAACAGUGUGAUUUGGCAACAUGUCCAACAGCCAAAGGCAUAACUGUUGAUGGUUGUCCAGUGCGCUAAUGGAUAAAUGAUUACAAACAUCAUCUCUGCUUGUGGUCUCGAAAAUUUGCAGAACACACUAUGUGGAUGGUUGGAUUCUUCAUUUACAGAGAAGACCUUAGAUAUCUAAUAUUUUGUACACAAGCUAUUUAUUCAACACUCUGAUGUUAAACAUCCUCCAAGAAAUGUCAAAGGCCACAUCAAUUCUUAUUUAGUAGGAGAAAUAUGUUAUUCA